AUGGGCAAGUCCAAGCGCCGCAAGCUGCAAGAACGCAAAGAGCACAACGAAAAGUCCAAUGGCGGACGCUCAAAAUUCAAUGUCCGAGACGGACCUUCGCGACCGAAACACCAACAGUCCAAGUCGCGGCAACAUGCCAAACCUGCCGCCGUGAAAAUGACCGUAUCACCUGCACAAAAGCAACAGCAACAACACCAAGAACACAUCAUUCCCUUCGACGCUCUGGACCGAAUCCUAGUGAUUGGCGACGGCGACCUGAGUUUCAGCAGAAGUCUGGUGGACACACAUGGAUGCGCUGCACUGUUAGCCACGACCUACGACUCCGCGGCCGAGUUAUUGGAGAAAUACCCACAAGCACAGGAAAACAAAGAUGCGAUAGAGGCAGAAGAGCAAAGAGUGUUACACGGCGUAGACGCAACAAAACUAGGUCAAAAAGAAGUCAAGAAACAAGCUGGAGGGUGGGAGAGAGUGCUGUUCAACUUCCCUCAUGCUGUGGCACCGCUAUUGGCUCCUCACGGUACUGUCAUUGUUACUCUGUUCGAGGGCGAACCAUACACUCUCUGGAAUAUUCGCGAUCUAGCUCGUCACUCUGGCUUGGAAGUCCAGCGCAGUUUCCGUUUCCAGGCUGACGCGUAUCCGGGAUAUGCUCAUGCGCGUACUCUGGGCAACAUAGACGGAGGCGGCGGUUGGAAAGGUGAAGAGAGGCCGUCAAGAAGCUAUGUUUUCCAGCACAAGGGUGCGGGAGAUGUGGUGCAGAAGCAACAGGCCAAAAACAACAAGAGGAAGAAGAUGGAGCAGAGUGAUGAUGAGGACAGUGACGAAGACUGA
Messenger RNA from Aureobasidium vineae, 828 nucleotides. NCBI's taxonomy places the organism in Eukaryota, Fungi, Ascomycota, Dothideomycetes, Dothideales, Saccotheciaceae. The record is from the annotation of a GenBank genome assembly.